Saccostrea cuccullata (small rock oyster) is the source of this 1452-nucleotide messenger RNA. Its product is annotated as probable serine/threonine-protein kinase pats1. The transcript is spliced from 3 exons. NCBI's taxonomy places the organism in Eukaryota, Metazoa, Mollusca, Bivalvia, Ostreida, Ostreidae. The record is from RefSeq and is a predicted model, not a curated record. Bases 8 to 787 code for a protein of 259 amino acids.
GACUGUUAUGGAUUUGGGUGGGCAAUGUGCAUACUACGCCUGUCACCAGGUUUAUCUUAGCAGAAUGGCUUUUUACCUGCUUGUUAUAGACUUAUCUAAAACUUUCUGUGAAAGAGUGGACCUGUCUGUGUGUGAGCAGGAAGGAACUAUGUUUGCUGACUGGACAUAUGGAGAUUACCUCCUGUUCUGGCUGAGAUCCAUCCAUACCUACUGUGACAAUGAUUCUCCAGUCAUCAUUGUUGGAACUCAUCUAGACAAAAACAGAAAACAUAACUCUAACACACUGUACAACAGCAUACUGGAUCAUAUAAAGUACAACAAGCAUCUUAAAAGACAUUUGGAUAGAGAGAGGUGUUUCGUCCUCGGCUUUGAAAGUAACGAUGUGUCUAUUCCUGACGCUCUUUCUGAACUUGAAACGUGUAUGGCUUUAAUAGCAGGUGAUGCUAGAUGGAAAGAAACCAUUCCUACAGAAUGGAUACGGUGUGAAGUUGUUUUUAGAGAACUAAGGAAAACAAAAACGAGAAUGUGUUCAGUCACAGAAUUGUCGAAAAAAUGUUUUGGUGAAAACAAAGAGAAAUACUCACAACUAGGGGAUGUUUUAAAAUUGUUCAACGAUAUAGGUGUUGUGCUGUUUUUUAAGGAAGGUAUUCUCUCUGAGACUGUUAUAAUUGACAUACAGUGGUUUGUUGAUUCCUUUAAGAACAUCAUUGCGGAUCCAAACCAUGUCAGAGAUAUUGUGGAAAUCCACCAGGAUUGGUUGGAUUUUUACAGACCGGACAUAUUUUAGACAGCCUUUUGACCAGUAUUUGGAGCAGCAAGCAUUUCGAUAUUGAUACUAGUCUCCUUAGCAGGCAUAAGGAAAAAGCCAAUCUUCUCCAAUACAUGCAGCGUCUUGGUCUGAUUGCUGUUAGUACAGACAGACACUAUAUUCCAUGUAUGAACAAGCGCACGUUUGGAAGGGCAGAAGAGGUGUACUUUCAAUCAUUGAAACAUAAAACGUCGGUACUCGUGUUCAGAUUUAAUUUUUUGCCAUAUUUCUUCUACUUUCGUUUGGUCGUAGCUUGUUUGCAAAUACGUAAUAGAGGAUGGACGCUUUCAGAAAACAAUGGACUUUGUUUGUACAAAAAUGUGGCUUGCUUUGAGUAUAAAGAACAUACAGUUGUAUUAGUAGUAAUCAAGUCUUCCAUUCAGCUUCAGGUUUUUCAACCCAGAAAAACGCCCAUCACAAAGAGUGUUACGCUGGAAGUCCGCGAUACUAUUGAACACCAUUUAAAAGAUAUCCUCAGUAACUAUCACAAAGCUAUUGAAAUGUUUACUGAUGGGUAUCAGUGUUCGGAACAGGACGUUUUUCAUGAGUAUGAUAGUAAUUUUGUUGAGGAAACACAAAUUUACAAGAAAAAGGAAAUCAAGUGUCCUAAACAUGGUUUGGUCCAUCAUCACAUCCUCUGUGAA